Nicotiana attenuata is the source of this 795-nucleotide messenger RNA. RefSeq lists its product as uncharacterized. The record is from RefSeq and is a predicted model, not a curated record. NCBI's taxonomy places the organism in Eukaryota, Viridiplantae, Streptophyta, Magnoliopsida, Solanales, Solanaceae. The transcript has 3 exons. Bases 1 to 795 code for a protein of 264 amino acids.
AUGGUGCCUAGUAGUUGUAAGGGGAUAUAUAAGAUGAAGUACAAAGCUACAGAAGAGGUGCAGAGGUUCAAAGCCGGGCUGGUGGCCAAAGGUACAGCCAACAGGAGGGCAUUGAACCAAGAAACAUUUAGUCCAGUAGUUAAGAUGGGCUUUCAGAUUCAGGGGGAGACAAGACCAGCAUGCAGACUUUUGAAAUUUCUGUAUGGGCUUAAACAAGCACCAAGACAGUGGAAUGCUAAGCUGUCUGAGGCACUUCUGAGGUUUGGCUUCAUGCAAAGCCAACAUGACCACUCCCUGUUCAUUAAAGGGUCAAGAUCACAAAGAGGCAUUCUAAUGCACCAAAGGAAGUACACUUUAGAGCUGAUUUAUGAGCUUGGACUGGGAGCUGCAAAACCUGCAGCAACACCUAUUGAAGCCAACAUCAAACUGACUACUAAGGAGUAUGAUGAACAUACUAGCAGCUCUAAUGCAACUGAUGAUGAAGUGUUAAUAGACAUCAGCCAAUAUCAAAGAUUACUGGGGAAACAACUCUACUUAACUGUCACAAGGCCAGACAUAGCAUAUAGUAUUCAGACACUAAGCCAGUUAAGAUCACAUUUGGAAGCUGCUCAAAGGGUGGUUAGAUAUGUGAAGAACCAACCAGGCCAAGGCAUACUGUUGUCUAGUAAACAAAGAAACACUAUCACUACAUAUUGUGAUGCAGACUGGGCAGCUUGCCCUAUCACUAUGAAGUCAGUAACAUGCUUCUUCAUCAAGUAUGGUAAUUCCCUGAUAUCCUGGAAGUCAAAGAAAUAA